ACAACCUUCCGAAAUUGCGUAGUUUGCAACAGCAGGUGGAUCCUAAGCACGUCAUGGACUUGGCUGGCGGUUUUAGGUUUUGAAUUAUAAUGGACUUAGAUAUACAGUAGACUUCCUUGCAAUCCCGUCGUGUCACGGGCUUGGAAAUUCGAGUUCUGCAAUGGAAGAAUUUGUUGGGUUAUAAACACCGUGAUAGAAUCGUGCAAGCACCACAAAAGUACUCUGCAAACACUGAGACGGGCUAUGGCGUAUCAGUACUCCAAACAGCCAUGGAAAGCGCUCUACCUAGCCUUUCAGGUCCCUGUGACCUUGUUUGUGCGACUGCCUGUGUGGGCGGUAACAUAUAUUUUCCCUUCCGCCCGGCCACGACCAACAUGGUCGUGGAGACAUGCAAUUGCGGUUGCACUCCUUCGACGUGUAACUGCCACCGCUGCUCUCGUGGGCGGCUUUGGACCUGUCCCCAACCAUCGUGCAAUAACUCCUGCAAAAAAUGGAGAAGGUGUUUGGAUCGACGGAGUACCCCACCUCAUUACAGCUGAACUCAAAGUCUGGACCACGCUCUCCAACGUUGAGCCCAUUCGUAUCCCAGGAUACUGGCUUGGAAAGAAAGGUAUCUCCCAUAUACCCGAUUCACCAGUACAGCCUGGUAAAAAGGUGUUUAUAUUUUUCCACGGAGGAGGAUAUACCGUCGAAUGUGCCCAUCCAGACGGUGGCACAGCCAACAUACCCCGCGCGCUGAUCGAACUGGAUCCCCGUAUCCCACGUGCUCUGGCGGUCGAGUACCGGCUUUCAUCUACUCAUCCAUUACUUGAUCGUCAUCCGUUCCCUACCGCUCUUCUGGACGCACUUGCAGGGUACAAUUACCUCGUGAAUGUCGUAGGCUACAGCCCACACGAUAUCAUUGCAGCCGGCGAUUCUGCAGGCGGGAAUCUGGCCUUGGCACUUGUACGAUAUCUUACUGAAAGCGUGUCCGCUACUGAGGUGUCCUUGCCAGGACCACCUGGCGGUCUCUUACUCUUCUCACCCUGGACGGAUUUGAGUAAUUCGCAUGACACCCCUGGCUCCUCUUUCCUCACUAACACUAUGGACUUCCUCGACGAUGGAGGUGAGGGUUCUUUCGUAUCCUAUUGCAAACAAGCUUUUCUCGGACCUUAUGGUCUUGGAAUGGCCUCCUGCAAUCGCUACAUCUCCCCUGCAUGCAUGCAUCCCUCCGUUCAAGCUCGAUUCAAAGGCUUUCCACGGACGCUCAUCACUGCUGGCGAUGCAGAGAGGCUGCUCGACCAGAUACGCACUCUGAGGAACAGGAUGGCCAUCGAUAUGGGAGCAGACAAAGUGACUUAUUACGAGGCGACGGAUGCUAUUCACGAUUGCCUUGCGUUUCCUUGGGAUCCCGCAUGUCCUGCAACGCUGAAAGCCAUUCAGCAAUGGCUCGCUCAGUGACCAUAUUGGGCUGGGUCAUAAAACAAUCCUCAAGCCUCAAGAAUGAUGUACUGGUAUCGCAACACCUCGUCUGCUUAAUGUGGUGCCCAUACUCUGUGUUAUGUAUUCAGGACCCCCUUGGAACAUGGACUACGAUAAUAAUUCACCUCCGGCGGCUUAGUUCACCUCUUUCAGGACCCCGGCCCUGGACUCGAACGUGAUCUCACGAGAUCCGGGGAAGGGACCGCUUCGUUAG
Messenger RNA from Pisolithus orientalis, 1675 nucleotides. RefSeq names its product Alpha/Beta hydrolase protein. Gene Ontology annotation, molecular function: hydrolase activity. Lineage: Eukaryota; Fungi; Basidiomycota; Agaricomycetes; Boletales; Pisolithaceae. The transcript is spliced from 3 exons. The record is from RefSeq and is a predicted model, not a curated record. Bases 244 to 1440 code for a protein of 398 amino acids.